Messenger RNA from Achroia grisella, 5320 nucleotides. It is a transcript of the gene ksr, whose product is annotated as kinase suppressor of Ras 2. NCBI's taxonomy places the organism in Eukaryota, Metazoa, Arthropoda, Insecta, Lepidoptera, Pyralidae. Gene Ontology annotation, biological process: protein phosphorylation. The record is from RefSeq and is a predicted model, not a curated record. Bases 119 to 4177 code for a protein of 1352 amino acids. The transcript is spliced from 37 exons. Gene Ontology annotation, molecular function: ATP binding; protein kinase activity.
UGUAUCGGCAAUACAACAUCUGCAAUGUUUUGUUUAAUCAUUUUUAUAAAAUGAAUGAAAGCUUUUUUACAUAUAAGUAGUGAUUAGUGGACUGUGUAAAGUUCUGUGAUAAUUUGUAAUGGAUGCAGAGAGCGGAUAUGGAAUACAAAGAGCUCAUGAUGCGAUGCAAACGAUAGAAACUAUCCAGUCGAUGAUCGACGUUUCAGCUGACAGACUUGAGGGUUUGAGGACGCAAUGUUCUACAAGCGCAGAGCUGACACAGCACGAGAUCCGGACCCUGGAGGGCAAGUUGGUGAAGCACUUCUCCAGGCAAUUGUACAUAAAGGCGCGGUUCGGAGAUGAGCUGAACGAUGAGGUACGGGGUGUACCCUGUUUGGCGCAGUGGCUCCGGGUGGUGGGACUCAGUCCUGAUACUAUUGAGGCGGUAUGUUCGCGCGUGCCGUCGCUGGAGGCGCUGCGCGAGCGCACCGAUCACGAUCUACGCGCGCUGCUGGCGGCCGCCAGGGACGAGGAACAACGCCGCCUCUGCUGCGCCAUGAACAGGCUCGCUACCUACACAGAAGCGUUGAUGCGCGGCGAAGGUGGCGCCGAGUUGGAGUUGUUCUGGGACUCGUGGGACCGGUCGCACGCGCGCGGCUCCCCCCGCCCCCCGCGGCCGCACCCGCGGGCCGCGCCCCCCGACCACCCGCACCACGCGACGCAGGCCCGCCGCGGUGGUGGCAAGUCACCGACCACGCCGGUAGGCAAGCGGAAACAGAACUCGACGCUGCCGCCACCCGCAGCGCUUACCAAGUCGAGGUCGCACGAGUCGCAACUGUCUGUACGGACUGACGCCGCAGAUCUCAGCGACAACAGUCAAUCGUCGGCAGUAUGCGGGGCGGAGUCCCCGCCGCCGUCGCCGGAGCCCGACGGGCUGCCGGGGCGGGCUCUGCACUACAACAACGUCUCCGGCCCGCGCUCCCCCCCCGCGCCGGCCGCGCCGCCCGCGCCCCCCGCGCCGCCGCCGCCGCCCCGCACGCCGCGCACGCCCCGCACGCCGCGCACGCCCACCGUCAGCCGCUGCAUGGCGCACGACAUCGCGCACCGGUUCACCAAGUCCUUCAACAUGAUCGCCAUCUGCGACUACUGCGACAAGCAGAUGCUCUUCGGCUCCGGUCUCAAGUGUAAGGAGUGCAAGUUCAAGUGUCACAGAGACUGCGAAAGCAAAGUACCUCCAUCGUGUGGACUCCCACCGGAAUUUGUGGUGGCUUUCAAAGAAAAAUUUCAUAAAGAUGCGCGCUUCUCUAUACCUGGGACUCCAGAAAGGCACUAUCAAGCACCAACCCAUGGAGGUCUGGUUGGAAUCCGGCUCGAAGGACCAAAUGUUGUUUUCUUGCUAAAAGAUCUUAACAAUUCCGGUUACGAUUCUAUAAAAGACGUUCGCCGGUGUCAGCGCGGGGCUUUUUCCCUCACCAUUUGCCCGCUUUGCCGUCACCAUUCCGCCGCGCACGCGCCAAUAAAAAUAUCUCGCCCCCCCCACCCCGCCGCGACCGCGCACGCGCCCGCGCAGCCGCACUACACCGUGAGUACUGAGUGUGGAGGUCCCGCGGCCGCCACCACCCCGCCUCGCACUGCGCUAGGCCCCGCGCCGCACUACACCGUGAGUACUGAGUGUGUAGGUCACGAGGGGCACGCCAACGUCAGAACUCCGUGCGCCGCUCACGCGGCGCCGCCCCCACCCCGCCGCGCACGCGCACGCGCCCGCUCAGCCGCUCUACACCUACAGUCCCGCGGCGCCGCCCCCACCCCGCCCCGCACUGCGCCCGCGCCCGCGCGGCAGCACAACACCGUCCCGCGGCGCCGCCACCACCCCGCCGCGCACGCGCACGCGCCCGCGCAGCCGCACUACACCGUGAGUACUGAGUGUGUAGGUCCCGCGGCGCACUACACCGCCACCACCCCGCCGCGCACGCGCACGCGCCCGCGCAGCCCCACUACACCGUCCCGCGCCGCGCCAGUACUGAGUGUGUACCCCGCGCGCGCACGCGCAGUACGCGCGCACUACACCGUCCCGCGGCGCCGCCACCACCCCGCCGCGCACGCGCACGCGCCCGCGCAGCCGCACUACACCGUCCCGCGCCGCCGCCACCACCCCGCCGCGCACGCGCACGCGCCCGCGCAGCCGCACUACACCGUCCCGCGACGCCGCCACCACCCCGCCGCGCACGCGCACGCGCCCGCGCAGCCGCACUACACCGUCCCGCGGCGCCGCCACCACCCCGCCGCGCACGCGCACGCGCCCGCGCAGCCGCACUACACCGUCCCGCGGCGCCGCCACCACCCCGCCGCGCACGCGCACGCGCCCGCGCAGCCGCACUACACCGUCCCGCGCCGCCGCCACCCCACAGUGGCGAACGCGCUCGAGCCCGCGCUGCCGCACUACACCGUCCCGCGCCGCCGCCACCACCCCGCCGCGCACGCGCACGCGCCCGCGCAGCCGCACUACACCGUCCCGCGCCGCCGCCACCACCCCGCCGCGCACGCGCACGCGCCCGCGCAGCCGCACUACACCGUCCCGCGCCGCCGCCACCACCCCGCCGCGCACGCGCACGCGCCCGCGCAGCCGCACUACACCGUCCCGCGACGCCGCCACCACCCCGCCGCGCACGCGCACGCGCCCGCGCAGCCGCACUACACCGUCCCGCGCCGCCGCCACCACCCCGCCGCGCACGCGCACGCGCCCGCGCAGCCGCACUACACCGUCCCGCGACGCCGCCACCACCCCGCCGCGCACGCGCACGCGCCCGCGCAGCCGCACUACACCGUCCCGCGACGCCGCCACCAACCCGCUGCGCACGCGCACGCGCCCGCGCAGCCGCACUACACCCAGGGCGGGCCUGACUCGUCGUCGAACACGUCGUCGUGUAACAGCUCAGCGCCGUCGUCGCCCGCGCUGGCGCCGCCCGCCACGCCGCACCACCACCACCACCACGCGCCCCACGCGCCCCACCCACCCCACGCGCCCCAUCCGCCCCACCCGCCCACGGCCAAGCAGCAGUUCCAUUUUCCAGACGUAAAACCUCCCGUGUCAAGUCCGAACCACACGUCGGCGGUGUCGCCGGCGCGGAACGCGGACAGAGACGAACUUACCUCCAGCGUCAAGAGCGACCGGUCGCGCGUGUCGCUGACGGGUUCGAACUCGACGGACAGCAGCGGGCCGCCGCGAGCCGACUCACUCGACGCACACGGCAACCACGCAGACGCGCGCUGGCCACGCCAGAACAGCUUGUCAAUGAAGGAGUGGGACAUCCCGUACGACGAGCUGAAGCUGUUCGAGACGAUCGGCACGGGCCGGUUCGGGACCGUGUACCGCGGCAGCUGGCACGGCGCCGUCGCCGUCAAACUGCUGCACGUGCACUCGCUCACCGACCACGGCGUGCCGCUCGACACCUUCAAACACGAGGUGGCGACGUUCCGGAAGACCCGCCACGAGAACCUGGUGCUGUUCAUGGGCGCGUGUAUGAAGCCGCCGCGGUUAGCCAUCGUCACGUCUCUAUGUAAAGGCAUGACGCUGUACACGCACAUCCACAUACGAAAAGACAAGUUCAACGCCAACAGGAGUGUUAUUAUAGCGCAGCAGAUAUCUCAGGGUAUGGGUUAUCUACACGCGCGGGGUAUUGUCCACAAAGAUUUGAAGACGAAGAAUAUAUUCUUAGAGAACGGGAAGGUGGUCAUCACAGACUUCGGCCUCUUCAGUGUAACGAAAUUGUGUUUUGGAAACAAUGCCCGAGGAGACAGCCUGGGCAUCCCCCCGGGCUGGCUGUGCUACCUGGCGGCCGAGCUGGUCCGGGCAUUGAGGCCGCACGCCUCGUUACACCUCCCCUUCUCGAAGGCUACCGACGUCUAUGCUUUCGGCACGGUGUGGUACGAGUUACUAUGCGGAGAGUAUCCAUUCAAAGGACAGCCGCCCGAAGCGAUUAUAUGGCAAGUAGGCAAGGGCGUCAAGCAAUCGUUGGCAAAUAUGCAGGCCUCCAGAGAUAUCAAGGACAUCCUGAUGCUGUGUUGGUCAUAUCGGGCGAGUGAGCGGCCGGAUUUCCCGAGUCUCUUGGUCACACUGCAGAAACUGCCGCGGAAGCGACUAGCACGUUCUCCCUCGCACCCCGUGCAUCUGUCUCGCUCGGCGGACUCCGUCUUCUGAGAACGGCUAGCUGGCGCACUCUGCGUGCGGCCCUAGUAGCUCCUCAGUCACUAUAGACUUGUUUCCUUUGACUCAUUAUAAUUAUUAUAAUUGAACAAAGUAAAGGAAUCACUCGCAUACAGCCAAAGAUCAUAGUUGAUUACAAGAUCACAUUUCUGUAUGCAUAGAAUUUAUACAGGAAAUAAAAUAUAGUGUGGUUGUUUAUGAACUGAAUUUUGAUAUUACACCAAAGCGUAAUAUGAUAAAUUCAGUUAUGUUUCUCGAUGGCGAAUAUGUGAAACCUUAGACUAUCUUCGUACACUUCAGACACGGACUUUUUUCAGUUUUACGUAAACCUAUCUAUGUAUUAGCAGAAAGACAAGAAAUAUGCUCAAUAAACAAAUUACUUGCCAACAAACCUUACAGGUUGAAAGGUAUUAACAUAUAGGUGUUACUUGUACGGCAGUACGUAUUUAUUCGAUAACGAAUUUGAAUAUUUUGAAUUUCUCACUACACAGCGUUAUAGUGGGAACCUGUCGAAAUAUCACUAGUUAAAAUGGGAGGGCAAUAUUGACAGUUUUUUUUUUGUAAAUAUAUAUGAUUUUUGUUCGAAUAUUUUGAUUCCAGACGAUUGAAAGUAUAGUGUAUGUUUUAUUAUUUAAGUUAUGUAAAAAUUGACGAUCUUGUCUUCCCACUUUAUGCAAUAAUUAAUUUAUAAAUUUUACUGUUAUAUUUAUUAAUAUAACGAACGGGUAUUCGCUACUUAGUAUGACAUUAUAGAUAUGUGAAACUUUUGUAAAUUGUGUUAAUAUUAACUAUUGUAAGUAAGCCCUGAUCUCCGAUUAAUCGAUAGAUUAUAAAUUAUAUUUUCGUAUUUUUAAAAUGUGAAAAGUUGACUGCUUUGUUGAUAAUGUAAAUAAUGUACAGUGUUACGAAAUUUUGCUGUGAUUGAGUCUAGAUAGGGCGCACUGAACUUUAAUUGGACUCAUCUGUUAGUAAUUUAUUAUGAAAAUAAUAUAAAAAUAAACAUUUCCAAUCUUUUAACUCAUUAUUAUAGUAUUUGAAGUAAAUACAUAUGUACAAUAUUGUUGUCGGUCGAAAUUCUUUAUUAGACUGAGUUCGUUAUACAAAAAUAUAUAAUAAAACUCUUAACAGAAAUACAAU